UUAGUUUUUAUUUACGCAGCUGCAAACAAAAAUUAAUUUUAAUUAAAUUUUUUAGUUUAAUAAACACUAAUUACUUCAAUUAAUUAAUAUUAUUUAAUAAUUAAGUGUCGUUAAUUAUCGAGUUUUAAAAAGUCGGAAUAAUUUGACAGUUUGGUGAAUUUAUUUUAGAGUGAAAACUGAGUUGGCGGGAAAUAAAUUUUUGUUUUAUUGUUUAUAAAUAUAUUAAUUAUUUUAUGAUAAUUAACAAUUGUUAUUAUUUUUUAAUAAUUAUAUAUUGAUAUUAAUAUGGCUGAGAAAUUGGAAGAUUUGAAUUUACCAAAUGCUGUUGUAACUCGAAUAAUAAAAGAAGCGUUACCUGAAGGCGUGACAAUUGGAAAGGAAGCCAAAGUAGCUGUCGCAAAAGCCGCGUCUAUUUUCAUUCUGUACCUGACAACAUCAGCAAAUACCGUAGCUAAAAAAACCAACAGGAAGACAAUAACUGGGCCGGAUGUCCUGCAAGCUAUGGAAGACAUUGAGUUCGACAGAUUCGUGGACUCUCUGCAGGACGCGUUGAAUAAUUUCCGCAAGUCCCAGAAGGAGAAGAAGGACGCGAGCAAGAAGAAAAACCAGAAGCCUGAUGAUAAAGACAGCAACGACGUGGAGAUAAUUGAGGACGAAUAGUUUGUGGUGUUUUUUUUAAAUUUAAUUUAAUUUAAAUAUUUUAUGUAAUACAUUAUAAAUUUUUUACACGCUGUAUUUAUAAAGAUUAACAAGUAAAUUAUUAAUAUUUAAGUCUA
Messenger RNA from Microplitis mediator, 776 nucleotides. RefSeq names its product DNA polymerase epsilon subunit 3 (gene Chrac-14). NCBI's taxonomy places the organism in Eukaryota, Metazoa, Arthropoda, Insecta, Hymenoptera, Braconidae. Gene Ontology annotation, molecular function: chromatin DNA binding; protein heterodimerization activity. Gene Ontology annotation, cellular component: CHRAC; epsilon DNA polymerase complex. The coding region runs from base 286 to 660 and encodes 124 amino acids. The transcript has 2 exons. The record is from RefSeq and is a predicted model, not a curated record. Gene Ontology annotation, biological process: leading strand elongation; heterochromatin formation; DNA damage response.